AUGGAUAACAUCUCCACACUCAAAGCCUCCCUGCUGGCGGCAACCUGCCUCAUAGCUCUGGCCCUGCCCGCCAAAGCCGAACGUGUUUCUGACAACUGGUGCAAUGACGGCAUUCAGGACAGCUGGCAUUUCUACUGCGACCCGGAGCCUGAACCGGAAGAAGAACUCCUGCCGGAACCAGAAGCCGCCAGCGCGCCCCCGGCCCCUGAACCCCGCGAGGAACCAGAAGAAAUCCUGACCGCCCGCGAACGGCUGGCCAUCUUUUCUGAGCGCGUGGAAGAAGCAAAGGCUGAGGCCAUUCUCAAUCCGACCGUUGAAAACCUCGUGGCCUAUAUGCGCAUCCAGAAAGAGAUGAUUGAUCGGGCAGAGAACUUCCAGAAGACAUGGCAGCUUGCUCUCUUUGGCACACCCGACCUCGAUCACAACACGGUCUAUCCUCUGACCAACCCCGGCGUCUUUGACUAUCAGGACCGCCAGCGUCUGGAACGUGAGGCAAAGCUCGCAGAGAUCAGCCAGAGCCAUGUGAUCAUGUUUGUCACGGAACAUCCGGACAUUUGUUAUACCUGCGAGACCCAGACCGGCAUUGUGCGUGAACUGAUUGACCAGCACGCAACAGCGGUCUUUGUGGUCAGCAAGGACGGAUACCGCUACGCCGCUUUCCCGGAUGCUGAGAUUGACCGGGGCCAGCUUGAAAGCCUUGGCCUUGCCGACAACCCCACGCCCUUCUUUGCCAUUAUUGAACCCGCGACCGGUGAGGUCAGCCAGAUCGGUCACGGCCUGCUGACACGGGACCAGAUCUUAGAUCGCGUUCUGCGCGUCAUGGAACCAGAGCUUAUCGAAAUCGCAUCCGACACCCCAGAUGAGGAGCCAACAGAUGAAACGCCUUAA
Amphibalanus amphitrite is the source of this 888-nucleotide messenger RNA. RefSeq names its product protein TraF-like. NCBI's taxonomy places the organism in Eukaryota, Metazoa, Arthropoda, Thecostraca, Balanomorpha, Balanidae. The coding region runs from base 1 to 888 and encodes 295 amino acids. The transcript has a single exon. The record is from RefSeq and is a predicted model, not a curated record.